CAAAUACAAUAUAGACUUAUCCCCCCAGUUCAAAAUAUGGGCUCCUUCAGGUCAAUCUCCAUUUUAUUUUUCAUUUUUUCUCUUGCUUCCCUUUUCUUCCACUACACCAGCGCAGCCACGUUCAUAAUUCGUAACAAUUGUCCCUACCCAGUCUGGGCUGCAGCUGUCCCUGGUGGCGGCAUGCGGCUCAACAACGGCCAAACUUGGACCAUCAACCCUAGUGCGGGCACUAAAGGAGCCCGAAUUUGGGCUCGAACAGGUUGCAACUUUGAUGGCUCCGGUCGCGGUAAAUGUCAAACAGGAGACUGCAAUGGAUUACUAUCGUGUCAAGCCUAUGGUACACCACCUAACACCCUAGCUGAAUAUGCCCUCAACCAAUAUAAUAACUUGGACUUCUUUGAUAUAUCCCUUGUUGAUGGGUUUAAUGUGCCGAUGGAAUUUAGUCCCAAUUCCGGUGGGUGCACCCGCGGAAUCCGCUGCACUGCUGACAUCAAUGGCCAAUGUCCGAAUCAGCUGAAGGCACCCGGCGGUUGCAACAACCCUUGCACGGUGUUCAAGACUGAUCAAUAUUGUUGCAACUCAGGAAGCUGUGGGCCAACGAUGUUUUCUAAGUUUUUUAAGGACAAGUGCCCUGAUGCAUAUAGUUAUCCUAAAGAUGAUCAGACUAGCACAUUUACUUGUCCUGGAGGAACCAAUUAUCGAGUGGUCUUUUGCCCUUGAAGCAGAAACACUUUCAAUAAAUAAUUGAAAAAAAAUGCUCGAGUUCUGUAGAAGAACUCAACUUGGCUGCCAUCAAGUGCAAAUGCUGUAUGAUUUUCAGAUAUGUAUUACAAUAACUAUUAUGAACUAGUACCCUUUCUUCUAUAGAAAGUAACCUCUUCUCUGUUUGAAAGAGGAAAAAUAAUUUACUUGCUAUCCAUUAUCUCGUGUUGGAUUCAGGAUUGGGAAAGACUUUGCUCCCAAAUGUGUCAUUUCUUUUACCGAGAAUGAUAAUUAUGAAAAAAAUA
This is a messenger RNA of Olea europaea var. sylvestris, 1007 nucleotides long. RefSeq names its product thaumatin-like protein. Gene Ontology annotation, biological process: defense response. Gene Ontology annotation, cellular component: extracellular region. The transcript has a single exon. The record is from RefSeq and is a predicted model, not a curated record. Bases 37 to 720 code for a protein of 227 amino acids. NCBI's taxonomy places the organism in Eukaryota, Viridiplantae, Streptophyta, Magnoliopsida, Lamiales, Oleaceae.